UUGGAGGUGAAGGACCGUCAGUCCCCUCUCUGUGUUUGUCGUCAAUGGCUUUAUGGACUUAUUUUAUUUGAAUGUCUGGGCUUUUUCAACACCAAUAAUGGAUAUUCUAUGGAUGUUAUGGAGCAUACCGGCCGUGAUAGCUGUUGAAGAGACGCUCAUGGAUUCCACCACAGCCACGGCGGAGCUUGGCUGGACAGUCUAUCCUGUGUCGGGGUCAAGUGACAAUAGCUGGGAAGAGGUGAGCGGUUACGAUGAACACAUGAAUACCAUCAGGACGUACCAGGUCUGUAAUGUUUUUGACAGCAAUCAGAACAACUGGGUACGGACAAAAUACAUCAGGCGUCGUGGUGCGCAGCGGAUCCAUGUAGAAAUGAAAUUCUCUGUAAGGGACUGUAGUAGCAUCCCUAAUGUCCCAGGCUCCUGUAAAGAAACUUUUAAUCUAUAUUACUAUGAAUCAGAUUCUGACACAGCCACCAGAACAUCCCCGGCAUGGAUGGAGAACCCGUGGAUUAAAGUUGACACGAUUGCAGCAGAUGAGAGCUUCUCCCAGGUGGAUCUUGGAGGCAGAGUGAUGAAGAUCAAUACUGAGGUGCGAAGUUUUGGCCCUGUGUCAAAAAAUGGCUUUUACUUGGCCUUUCAGGAUUAUGGCGGCUGCAUGUCACUCAUCGCAGUCCGGGUCUUCUAUAGAAAGUGUCCUCGAAUCAUCACUAACGGGGCAUUGUUCCAGGAGACUCUGUCAGGGGCAGAGAGCACCUCACUGGUGGCUGCAAGGGGUGUUUGUAUCCCUAACGCAGAGGAGGUGGAUGUGCCCAUAAAGCUUUACUGCAAUGGAGAUGGAGAAUGGAUGGUACCCAUCGGACGCUGUAUGUGCAAAGCCGGGAAUGAGGCUGUGGAAAAUGGAACCGUUUGUAGAGCUUGUCCAUCAGGAUUUUUCAAGCCUACUCAAGGAGAUGAGGCCUGUAUGCAGUGUCCCAUCAACAGCCGUACCACAAGUGAGGGUGCCAUCAACUGCGUUUGCCGCAAUGGAUAUUAUCGCACUGACUCUGAUCCUCUCCAGAUGCCAUGCACAACUGUCCCAUCAGCUCCACAGGCUGUGAUCUCAAGUGUGAAUGAAACCUCUGUGAUGCUGGAGUGGAUGCCACCUCGAGAUUCCGGAGGCCGCGAGGACGUGGUCUACAACAUCAUCUGCAAGAGCUGUGGCGGAGGUCGUGGAGGGUGCACCCGCUGCGGGGAUAAUGUUAAAUUUUUACCCCGUCAGCUCGGCUUGACAGAAAGCCGGGUGUACAUUAGUGACCUGUUGGCCCACACGCAGUACACGUUUGAGGUGCAGGCUGUCAACGGGGUGUCAGAUCAGAGUCCCUACUCUCCUCAGUAUGCCUCAGUCAACAUUACCACUAACCAGGCUGCUCCAUCUACUGUAUCCAUAAUGCACCAGGUCAGUCGUACUGUGGACAGCAUCACCCUCUCCUGGUCUCAGCCAGAUCAGCCAAAUGGUGUUAUCUUGGACUACGAACUACAGUAUUAUGAAAAGGAUCAAUCAGAAUAUAACUCUACCACUGUCAGAAGCCAGACCAACACAGCAGUUAUCCGUGGUCUGAAGUCAGGGAGCAUCUAUGUUUUCCAGGUCCGGGCCCGUACUGUAGCUGGGUUUGGUCGCUACAGUGGCAAACUGUACUUCCAGACCAUGACGGAGGAGGAAUACAACACAAGCAUUCAGGAGAAGCUUCCACUCAUCAUAGGUUCGGCAGCUGCAGGAUUGGUUUUCCUCAUUGCUUUGGUUGUCAUCAUCAUCGUUUGUAACCGGAGGCGUGGCUUUGACAGGGGUGAUUCAGAAUACACAGACAAACUGCAGCACUACACCAGCGGCCACAUGUCUCCAGGAAUGAAGAUUUACAUUGAUCCAUUCACAUAUGAGGACCCAAACGAGGCUGUGAGGGAGUUUGCCAAGGAGAUUGAUAUAUCCUGUGUGAAGAUUGAACAGGUCAUUGGUGCAGGAGAGUUUGGGGAGGUGUGCAGCGGCAACCUAAAGCUCCCGGGAAAAAGGGAGAUGUUCGUGGCCAUAAAGACCCUGAAGUCUGGCUACACCGAAAAGCAAAGGAGAGACUUCCUGAGUGAGGCCAGCAUCAUGGGUCAGUUUGACCAUCCUAACGUCAUUCAUCUUGAAGGAGUGGUUACCAAGAGCAGUCCCGUAAUGAUCGUCACUGAGUUCAUGGAGAAUGGAUCCCUUGAUACAUUCCUGAGACAAAACGAUGGGCAGUUUACUGUGAUCCAGCUUGUUGGUAUGCUACGUGGCAUCGCUUCGGGCAUGAAGUACCUAGCCGACAUGAAUUAUGUGCAUCGUGACCUUGCAGCCAGAAACAUCCUGGUCAACAGCAACCUUGUGUGCAAAGUGUCAGACUUCGGCCUCUCACGCUUUUUGGAGGAUGACACAUCAGAUCCUACCUACACCAGUGCUCUGGGAGGGAAGAUCCCUAUCCGAUGGACUGCUCCCGAAGCGAUCCAGUACAGAAAGUUCACCUCAGCUAGCGAUGUGUGGAGCUAUGGGAUUGUCAUGUGGGAAGUCAUGUCCUACGGAGAAAGACCUUACUGGGACAUGACCAAUCAAGAUGUCAUUAAUGCUAUAGAGCAAGACUAUCGGCUGCCCCCGCCGAUGGACUGUCCCAGCGCGCUGCACCAGCUCAUGUUGGACUGCUGGCAGAAGGACCGUAACAACCGUCCAAAGUUUAGCCAGAUUGUUAACAACCUCGACAAGAUGAUCCGCAAUCCCAACACGCUGAAGGCCAUGACUCCUUUAUCUACAGGGGUUCAUCUCCCUCUCCUGGACCGCAGCAUCCCAGACUUCUCCACCUUCAGCACUGUGGAUGAGUGGCUGGAUGCCAUCAAGAUGGGCCAGUACAAAGAAAACUUUGCCAGUUCUGACUUUUCAACAUUUGAUGUGGUGUCUCAGAUGACCAUGGAUGACAUCCUGAGGGUUGGUGUGACUUUAGCAGGCCAUCAAAAGAAGAUCCUGAACAGUGUCCAGAUGAUGCGUGCACAGAUGAACCAGAUUCAGUCAGUGGAGGUUUGACCCUCCUGAGAGGAGCAGAGGGGGAAAAAGGUGUUGGGAGACAAGGCUCUGGACGUGGAGGAUGGAGUGUAUUUUCUUUUUUCCCGUGUGGCAUUGUGUCUGGUCUUCCCACCAGGCUUACCAUCAAGCCCCACGUUCCCCUGUUCUGUUCCCUCUCUCCUCCUCCUCCCCAUUCUCCCUAACUCUCCCUCCAUGCUUGGGAUAAGUUGUGGAGAGCUGUGAGAUGACACAAGUCAAAAUGAUGAAGAAUCCAGGCAGCCCACAGCCAAAACCCACAAUUAGAGCCAGAAAAAUGGGAGGUUAAGAAGUGACCAGCAAAUAAUUUUUCAAUCUUCAGUUUUAUUUGUUUCAGCAUUUAUUACCCUGUUUUGGUUUGUUUAUUUUGCUAAUUUUGUAAAGAUUUUUUUAAAGAAAAGAGAAAAACUGAUAAGAAAAGGAGUUUAUCUAAAUUUAUAGAUGAUAUAAGGCUGUACACUAGAUGAACUGAGUAGGAAAGCUACCCUUUAAAAGGGCAAAAAAAGAAACGAAGAAACGAAGGACGAGUUUCUGGAGAACAUCCUCAACAUGGUGUCUUGGUUUUAAUUUUGGACAGUAUGUGGAAACACAGAGUUCUCUGUGGCCUUCUGCAAGAAAAAGGGGGACUUGGCACACAUGUCCGACUUGUGCCACAGGUAUAAAAAAGAAAAAUAUUACAAGUCAUGAAAUGGACAACUUGUGGCACAGAUGGACAAAUCAUGCAGUGAAUUCAGCUUGAAAGUAAAUGGGAAAAAAAACGACUUUUUUCUCACCGCGAGAAACUUUUAAUGUGUUUGACAUUUUGUAUUGAAGAGUCCCUCUUACUAUGCUUCCUCUAACUAAAGACUAGUUUAUUUUUUUUCACAGUGGAAUAUUCACCGUCUGCCAAAUAGAACUCUUCCCCUUUGCAGUCUAGUCAUGAUCCUGUACUGUACAUAUCAGAUGCACUUGACCUGCCAUAACAUGACUCAGAGAUAGUUAUUGUAGGUGAUUAGUUAAAGAGCUGAAGACAUGACUACAGGGAGGUAUUAAGUAGUUGUUGCCUCUAGCUGUAUCAUUUUAGCUUGUGUGAAAAACAGCAAAACUGACUUCCAGCAGAGAUUCUUAGAAAAAGAUUAAAAAAAAAACAGGUUCUACUGUUUACUUCCAACUCAAUAUAAAGACAAAAAAAAAACAGUUACAGCAUCCUCCUUCAUGGUGUUUAUUUCAAGUGCCGUCUGUGUGUAUGUGCACAUGUUGCACUCACAUGCAGAAAAAGAAAAAGGUCGCUUCUAACAGUGUCGGAUCUUGUGUUUGAUAGCAUGCUGAGUGAGUGGUUAAUUUCACAGUGCUUUGAUUUGCAGCGAUUAGUCUAGCGAUAUAUUAGUAUUCUUCCAGUUUUCCUAUUUAAAAAAGGAUGUUUAUGCUUAAAUGAUUAAAGUUUUGAUACCAUACAGUUGUUUUACAUUCACACAGUCAAGUCACAAUGAUACAUUUGUUAAAUAAAAACUAAAAAGUGUGUUAUAUUAUUUCAAUUCUGGUAUGAAUAUUUUUAAAUUUCUAUUGUUCCCAUGAGGUUUUUUUUUUUUUGCACUGAGUUUAUUUUUGCUGCCAACUCUCUGGAUCUUCCUCCAUCGGUUUGCAUUUAGUUUUGAAGGACAAAUCAUGCACAAAACCUAUGUAGAUAAACAGCUUUACCUUGUAAAGGCUUCCAUUUUCUUCACAUGUAUGCAUUAAUUGUAUAUUAUUUUAUGAGGACUAAUUGUCACACGAGUACAGAACUGCCAGUCAUGGUUUGUGUUGUUGCCGUUAACUUGUUGUAGGUUUUGUGAGUGGAGGGGGAGUUCAAGAAAACCCAGUGAAUCUUCAAAGAUAGUGAAACAGACAGGGGUUUAUGCACACAACCAAUAAAUGAUAAGCAGUAAUGCCGAGCUCCUGCCGGGCUCUCCCCUCAGAGCUGACAGACAGACAUGGACGUCCAGCUGUGAGCCAUCGGUCAGAUGUGUCUGGUCACAGUGGGGUGGCUGCACCCUGAUCACAGCUACUCUGCCCGGGCACCGAUUUCAUCUCUCUAUCCUCCUGAUAACACACAUGCCUGUCGACCACCUGUCAAACGGCAUCUUUUGAUCUACUCUUAGUCGGCUUUUGCCAGUUGUCCAGUUCCGUCUCGACGUGUUUAAAAUGCAUCAGCAGCAGAAGGCACAUUAACAUUCGACAGCGUGGCAGUUGUGUCUUGUCUUGUCCUAAUGGUAUGAGCCACUGAGAUUCCUCCAGACUGGACAAUCCUUCUCAUGUUUGCUUGAACCAAAUCCUCAGACGCUGACCUGAGUUUUCAUGUUUUCACUAUAGGCAGCUUUGGCACCAAACACUGUCUUUGGAGAAAGAGGGAAACCUCAGUUACUGAAACACUGUCAUCAUACCUUAUGUUACCCCACCUUAUGUUAUUAACUUUGAAUCAGAGAGGGAUUGAUUUUCUUUCUUCUUUUUCUCUGCAGCAGUAUAAAUAACAAAUAUUGCCCUGAAAUCUUUUCAUAAUUCAAUCAUUUCAUUCAUGCGUUCAAAUGCAUGAAUCUUUUCAUAAUAUGUUUAUAAAAGCAGAGUAGAAUCAUGAGUCGCAGUCAAAAUGGGGAAGUGAAGUGAGAGACAAUACCGUGACCUAAAUGCCACCAAUAUUUCGUUUUUACUGACCUUUAGCUUCUCCCAUCUUUCAUUUCUCAGUAUGUAACAGCUCAUUAGUUUUGUUUUAAAAUCCAGCAUGUCUUCUCACAGUACGGGAAAACACUCCAUCAUCAAGAAAAGCACUUAAUGCGCAGGAAAUUAAUUUGCAGUAUGCGAGAGGCUGGCAAGGUACAGUGUUUCUUUACUCCAGCCCCAUUAUAGCUCAUUCAGAUGCUUGUCUGUGGAUGCUGCCAAGAUUUUAAGGUAGUUCCUUAAAGCAAAUGUCAAGAAUAAUUGUUUGAUUAAUAACUCAAGAGAGAAUGAGAAUAUUUCAUUCCCCCUGCUGUCUCAGUUUAGUUUGUUGUUUUCUCAGCAAGGUAGGAACUAUUGUUUGUUCUGCAUAAUGACAUUUUUAAAAAGUCUUAUCUUAUUCUAAAUAUACUGUAUAGAGAACACAUUCAACAGUGGGACCCCAUGUUUAUUUAAUCAAUUGAAUACAGACUGUUAAAAAUGUAUAAAAGACGAGGUUUCUGAUUCAUCUGUGACACAUUUUAUAAUAAAAAUAACGACACAGAAAUUUCCCUCCCUGUAAUAUUUUUUUUUUAUUCUCUCUGAAAUGAGACAGAAUAUUAGAUGUAAGUGCCUCAAACAGCAAUGGGCAUCACAAGUAAAAAAUAUAUUUGGACAUGCGAUAAUAUUUGGUCAAUGAGACAGUUGUUGAGAUAAAUAUAAAUAUAUAUAUAUAUAGAUAGAUAUCUAUCUAUAUAUAUUAAAAAAAAAAAAAAUAUAUAUAUAUAUAUAUAUAUAUAUAUAUAUAUAUAUAUAUAUAUAUAUAUAUAAUCUUCAAUGUGCCAAUAUUUAAGGGAUGGAGGAAAAGCGCUAAGUCUCAGUGUUGCAUGAUCGUGUGCUUGAACAUGAGCUGAUCCAGGUUAUAAAAAAGUUGGCCUCAUGUUUUAAACAGUAAAACAUUCUCCUUUACUGGCUGCAACGUAAAGCACCAGGGCGCCCUCUACUGAUGUGUUUCAAAUGUUGGACUGACAUUUUGAAGCGCAUUCAGUUUGUGAAUACUGCACCAGGCAAAUAUCCAGUGGUUUGGGGACUUGAACUAGCUGCUGAUGGACAAAAACUGGCUGCUGCUAACAGUAAGCCCGUGUAUGUUCCCUGUUGGACAAUGUACAUUUGUACCAUUACAGCAUCCUGACACAUUUGUUCUCCGGUUUGACUGUGUGUUCCCCUCUGUUGCUUCCACCUUCCCCCAACAACCACCCCCUCCACCACUACCACUCUGGCUCCUGGUUAGUGCAGUAAGGGGUAUAUCCCUGUUCCACUGAUAAUGCCCACAUAAUAGACCAGUGCCGGUUCAGACCACUGUGACUGAUGUGGGAGAUCCUGUAUUUCUGUAUAAAUGUAUAUUGACUGUAACCCUGUGAAUGAUGUAACAAUUUCAUUAUUUGUAAUAUUGUCAUUGUUUUAUUUUCUAAAAAUGGAAAGCCAAAUUGACUCUCCUCAAUAAAAAUAAGAUCUGUUAUGAAAAACAGAAAA
This is a messenger RNA of Girardinichthys multiradiatus, 7261 nucleotides long. It is a transcript of the gene ephb2b, whose product is annotated as eph receptor B2b. The transcript is spliced from 16 exons. Gene Ontology annotation, cellular component: plasma membrane; neuron projection. Gene Ontology annotation, biological process: axon guidance; protein phosphorylation; central nervous system projection neuron axonogenesis. Lineage: Eukaryota; Metazoa; Chordata; Actinopteri; Cyprinodontiformes; Goodeidae. The record is from RefSeq and is a predicted model, not a curated record. Gene Ontology annotation, molecular function: ATP binding; protein binding; transmembrane-ephrin receptor activity. The coding region runs from base 53 to 3067 and encodes 1004 amino acids.